CUGGAGUGCUUACGAUGGUAAAAGGGACGGACUUCACUAUUCACCGCUUGCCAACUAGCCGGCUAACGAGGUGGGUGUCUGUUGCUAUUUCGGCCGGGGUACAUGUGUUCGUGCGGGAUCUUGGCGUGGGGUGCGAAACUAUAGCGGACAUACUUGGUUUAUGUCUUUGCAGCUCUUACGCCAGGAUUUGCUUUACCUAUUUUAACAGGAGAAUUUCUUGUGAGCCUACUCGAUUCGCAUACAAAUACAGAAUUCUAUGACUUCCUGCUUUCACGAGAGAACGCAGGAAACAGCGACCACCCGCCUGCAGCAGAAGGCACAGCUUCCUCGCCGUUUGCCGCCGACCUUCUUGAUGCCGGAUUUGUACGGAGGAUAUCGUAACGUCUUUGUACCAAUCUAUAUUGGGAGGUUGGAAGUCGUUUUCCUAAAAACUACCGCGAUCGUCUACUUCUGUGCACCACUGAAUUCUGUGUUCGUGACUCAAAGUAUCUGUAGAUUGUUUUCUGUGGCUUGCACACAAUGAAGGGGUCCAACACUGAGAGCAACGGAACAUUGUGGCGGAGGCGUCGACCCUUCAUUUGUCUGUUUUUGACGAGGAUGGCGUUUUCUCCAGCUAACUCUCUUGAUACUGAAAACCCCAUCCGGGCACUUUACACGUGAAACAAUCCGGUUUUUACUUGGAAAGGCGCCUCAUCGAAAGAGGAACAACGUUCUAGAUUUGAUCAGCUUCUCUUCGUUAAGACAGUUCGCCCAAGGAACAUCCCCCGUUUCCGAUUGGUGUAAGGAUAGUACUUGCGACAGUCAAGCCUCAACGGACUAGAUGUUUUUCGGGGUAGAGCUUCCUACCGAAGCACACUCGGGACUUUUCCUUGAAUCGCAAAAGUCACGAGCACCUCAAAAUGGCUCUAUGCUGGCGCACCUCUGUUCCCCCUUGUCGCGUGUCGAACAAGCAAUUGGGAGGGCCUCGGCUACGCGCAGAGAGACAAGUGGAACGCCGUUCUGUGGGUGCAAAGAAGCAGGGUGUUGCUCGUGGAUGAGGGAUGACAUCGAGAGACGGAGAACAAAUGCAGGAAAUGGAAUGAUAAGCCCAUCAGGUAUGCCGUACGUUUUCGGUCUCUGUGUCAAAGGACUCGCGGAUCGAAGCGGACGGCUGUUCACAUGCUGGCUUGUUCAGGCGUGCUCGGUUGUUUCCCAGUGUGUACCAGGGAGCCGAGGCCGGCGACCCUAGUACCAUUUUCUUUUCAAGUUCACGGGUUUUUUUGAAGUUAUCGGACCGAUUCUGCAGAGGAAGGUCUCUCGCUUCCUUGAAACCUGCACGCAACAACAACAUGAUCUCUGCGUCGAGUAUAUGUGAUCUAAUUGUGUGUGCCUGGUACAGACGUACAACGCAGAGCUUCAGAGGAUCCAAAUCUGGUCCUAUUGGCUCUGCAUCAUAUCGAAAGCGUUUUUUGUUAUUUGUUCCCUUUUCUCCUGUCGGGGCUUGACAACCGGUGGAACGGCUGAGAACAACACCCCGCUGUCGCGCUGCUGUCGAGCGAAAAGCUUCUGUUUCUAAGUCCAUAUCUACUUCCUUAUCUCGGCUUGCCACAGUUCUGACCACCCGCUGCCCGGCUUUCUCGACGCUGUGUGAAGGAAUUCAAGCUUUUCUCGCUGAAUCUGUGGAAAACUGGACACGAACACGAAGCUCGACCUGCCACGGUGAGGCAAACUAACUGAAGAAGCGUAGCUGGUUCGGUUUUACAUGGUCGCAUCCGUGCUUCAUUUCAUUCGGCUCUCCCCUUCGAUCCAUUUGUAGCAUUGGACGCGUUCGCUAGCGCUAUCCCGUUUUUGAAGUCCUUGUCGAACUUGAUCUCUGUUUUUUUCCCAGUUGUAUCACACGCCUACGGGCACUCAACGCCUUGGCUGUCUCCAACUACAUCUGCGGCGGGGUCCAUCCAGUAGGCGUUUUCUUGCUUGCUGGAGUGAGGACAGAAGCGUGAAGCCUCUUGCGUGUCUUUGGGCUUGCGAGAAAGAUCGCUGUUUUGUCGUGGAUCGGUCGUCCAGUGCAGCUGCGGAGUGUGGCUGUCGAGCGUCCGUCGAGCGUGCCGGGUGUCCGUCUGGCAGUAAGCGUGUGUUGCCACAGUGUUUCGCCAAGUGCGCUUCGCCUCCCUCCUUUCUGCGUUUCUUAUCAUGCCUUUCGGAUAGCGAUCGUAAAACACUGCGUCAGAGCUCUUCUGUGUCUCCCUGUUUUUCGGGUUGUCGACAACCCCCGGGCUGUUUCUGUGUUGCGAUCUUGUCGCCUCACCCAUUCCAGUCGUGGGAUGAGCACAAUGUUCGAUUGUAGACGCAUUCUUUGUAUCUUUGUCCUAACUCAGAGCGACAGUCAUCUUUUCCGGAAUCGCGGGAAACAUGGCGCCUCGACGCCUACCGCCUGCAGUGCCUCAACGUGUGAAAGCCCCGUUGACAAGAGACAAAGAAAGCGGUCUUCCCAGUGUGUGUCGGGAUAGUAAAAAAGCGAUGAAAGAGAGGAAAACGCCAUUCGAAUUGCGGGUAUCCGAAGCAGCCCCUCAGAGACUGAGACGGGGAAGGGAGCGUGAGGAAGAGCGGAAGAAAAGCAGAGACGGAUGGCAAAGCCGAUCACCAUCGAAGUCCACAGAGGACGAGAAAAGACUAUGGACAUUCGAGCUAGAAAUUGGCCCCGACGAGACAGCAGCCGAAUGCGAGCUGCAAGCUGGAGAGAGCGAAAGGCGUCACAGCGCAUCAAAGAAUGCAGAAAGCAGUGCUAGUCUAGCAGACGAGCAGGAAGCCGAAAGGAAGACACAACCCGAACGACUCGCGACAAACAUGGGAAUGAAGACAUCUGAAAAAAGGCCCGACGUGGGUUUUGUAUCUCAGCCGAAACCGAUUAUGAUAUCCCUCGGUCCUCCGCCGCUGCUGCCCAUUCCAACACCUCCUUCUCGUUGCUUUUCCUCGCACUCUCUCUUGACAACGCCGCUUUCUCGUGAUUUUGUUCUGCAUGCGCCGGUGACGCCUGUGGCUUCCAGACAAAGGUCACGCCGAGCCGGAAACGUUUCCACCGAGUUUCCGUUUUUUGGGGAAAGGGCGAAGCAAGUGCCCACGGAGGAAGAGCUGCGGUCCACAGGCAUCCCAUUUCCGGAGUCUCCAAACCGAAGAAAGCCUCUCCUUUCUCGGUGCCUCUCGUCUUUUGCCCUUCUGCCCUCUGCUCCCUUUGCAGCCAACUCGACUUUGAUGCCGUCUACCCCGCGGAUUUCUACGCCACCGUCGCGUAGUUCAAAGUCUUCUUUUGCUGGUGCUUUUUCUGGGGUGGUUUCCAGGUUGCCAGCUUCUGCCAGUUCCUCCGCUUCGUUGGCCUCUCGAGUUUCGGGUCCGUCCCCCGGCAAAUCGCCGCCUCUCUCUGCAGCGGUGUUUCUGGAAACGGGUGGGUGGGACCCUCUGUCGGACGAAGAGUCUGACGAGCAGCACAGCAACGACUCCGGAGAAGACGACAGGAAGGUGGCGAGGCGCAGAAAUGAAGAACGGAAAGAAGACGCCGUUCCGCCGUCAGAAGAGCAUGAAAAGUCUGCUCUGCAAAUCUCGCGUGACGAAGAAAGUGGCUGGACAAGCCACACUUGGGGAGACCCCUGGAGUGACAACGAAGAGGCGAGAAAGCCGUUGCAGAAGAACAGUUGCGGAAAGAAAGGGGGAGGAGCGUUUCAAAGCGCGAAACCUCAGAAGCUGCCGCUAAACCGGGAAGCCAAGAAAGGAACUCCUCUUUCAGGGAAGCCCUCAGGGUCCCCUCAAAACAAGCACGUUCCCGCAGUUCCGGCGUUUCUCCAGCGGGGGUCUGGCACAGCGUCUUGUCUGCAGAAAAAGCGAUUCUCGUUGACCGCUUGCUCAUCGUCGACUUUGACGUCAUCCUCGUCAUCGUUCUCUUUGUCGGGUGCUUCUUUCUCUUCUUCGUCGAUCUGUUUGCCUUCCCCUGCUCCGGUGAGCGAGGCAUGUGCGCCCCUGGCGGGUGAGGAGUGCCGGCCAGAUGCGAACGCGUCCUGGCAGUCUGAGCAGGUCCAAGCGUUUCCGGUUUCGUCUUCUGCGCCUUCUUUCUCCCGUCUUGCUUCGGGCGUUUUGUUCUCAGGAACUGCAGUGCCUUCCCCUCCCCCGCGGCGGGACCACAAAGCCAAAGAUUCCAUCUUUUUACUGCGCUCGUUCUCCGGAAAACCUCCCCCGCCGCCUCCGGUUUGUGCUGGAAAGGUGAACUCUGUCCGGCUGGCAGUUUCUGCAGGUUCUUCGAGUUCUUUUGUAGAGGACCCUUCCGUAUGUUCGGGUGUUUCGGCUGUCGUACCGCCACCUCCUGACGACGGAGUGGAAAAGGCGUUUUCCGAAUCUUUCCCGAGAUCUGUGUCGCAUUCGGGGCCUGCGCGAGUGCGAAAACCCCCUCCGACGUUGUUUUGUCGGGAGGCACAUCUUUUUUUUCCGAUUCCUCACGAAGAGCCACCAACAGGAAAGGCGCAUUCGUCUGCGACCUACCACCCGGUUCGAGGUUCCCUUCAGCCUCCUGACGCGGCGAGCUUCUCCGCGGUAGAAGACGCCUCUUUGUCAGGAUUUCCUCCCGUUUCUGGAUCGUACACCCGUGGACUUCCUCCCAUCGUUCUCUACGGAACAGACAGCUACUUCAGUUGUUCCCCGUCUGUCUACGAGGCGGCAGAGAGCGAGUUGGACGUGCGGUCCUUUCGGUUUGCAGAGAGGUCUUCUCAUGCGCUUCGACCGGGGUUCCCCUUGGAAAAGCCGCGCCACGGGAGAAACGUUUUGCAGGGCUCUUUCGCGUCCUCGACUCUGCCGCCGCCCGCCGCGCAGCCUGGGGAGGAGACGGAACACCUCGAAAGCGCUUCUUCGCACGCGGCCUUCAGCGCUUCACGCGCGUCGAAAGAAAGUUCCUUGAAAAACAAGCGCAUGCAGCUGUUUGUCGUGCCGUGUCUCUCGUGGCGUGGAGGCAGAUACUUUUCGUCACAUCGGUGUGUCUCCUCUGCUCGUUCCUUCGAUGCCUUCCCCGUCGCGUGAUAUCCAAUAAAGAAAAUCGUCGCUCUGGAUGAAUGUUGACGGCCACAGAAACAAUAUAAAUCAGGCACGCGCGCGUUUGUAUUUACGGAGGACUAUGUCUUUCUCCAGUUACACACAUGACAUAAUAUAUAUAUAUACAUAUAUAUAUAUAUAUAUAUAUAUAUAUAUAUAGGGUCCUGUGGCAAUUUGGGGGCGAUGGGAAUAGAGAAGCAGGUGUGUGAAGGUCUGUGUGUGCCAGUGUGUAGGGAUGUGUCUGGUCGCGACAGUGGACCUUUCCGUUCGUUUCGAAAACUUCCGGGCGCCUGUCUUCGAGGGAGUUUCUCUCGACUCGAAGAGUCUUUGUUUUUCGUUUCCCGGUG
This is a messenger RNA of Toxoplasma gondii ME49, 5393 nucleotides long. RefSeq lists its product as hypothetical. The transcript has a single exon. The record is from RefSeq and is a predicted model, not a curated record. NCBI's taxonomy places the organism in Eukaryota, Apicomplexa, Conoidasida, Eucoccidiorida, Sarcocystidae. The coding region runs from base 2389 to 5034 and encodes 881 amino acids.